Molecule: messenger RNA, 432 nt
Organism: Gadus chalcogrammus (walleye pollock)
Lineage: Eukaryota; Metazoa; Chordata; Actinopteri; Gadiformes; Gadidae
Gene: hcrt
Product: hypocretin (orexin) neuropeptide precursor
Exons: 2
Coding region: 1-432 (143 amino acids)
Biological process (GO): neuropeptide signaling pathway; feeding behavior
Source: RefSeq, a predicted model, not a curated record
AUGAAGUGGUCCUCCACAGUGUCCCAAACACCUGCUGGGGUGGAGAAAUCAGUGCUCAAGAGAAUCCAAGUCCUCGUGUUAGUGCUGCUUGCGUCUCACACGCUCUGCGACGCUCACAGCGUGUCGGCGUCGUGCUGCAGCAGAGAGCCACCCCGCGCCUGCCGCCUCUAUGUGUUGCUGCUGUGUGGCCCGGCAGGCGGUGCCGGCCGGGCGCUAGGCGGGAUGCAUCUUGGCGAGGACGCGUCAGCCGGCAUCCUCACUCUAGGGAAGCGGGAGGCGGAGGAGCAGCACUUCCACAGUCGGCUCCACCAGCUUCUCCGCGGUGGCGCGCGGAAUCAGGCAGCCGGGAUCUUGACUAUGGGCAAGCGGUCUGAGGAGGAAGAGGCGGUCGGGCUGCUCAUGCAAUGGGCGCAGCAAGACUUCACCGCUUGA